Messenger RNA from Anopheles merus, 6784 nucleotides. It is a transcript of the gene Smurf, whose product is annotated as E3 ubiquitin-protein ligase Smurf1. The record is from RefSeq and is a predicted model, not a curated record. Lineage: Eukaryota; Metazoa; Arthropoda; Insecta; Diptera; Culicidae. Gene Ontology annotation, biological process: negative regulation of BMP signaling pathway; ubiquitin-dependent protein catabolic process. The transcript has 14 exons. Bases 738 to 4484 code for a protein of 1248 amino acids. Gene Ontology annotation, molecular function: ubiquitin-protein transferase activity; protein binding.
UCGUUAGGAGUGCGUAGAGUAGGUUGGUGUCUGCCGUCCGCUGUCGCCGUUUGCCCGUCGUCACACGCACGGGAAAUUAUUAGUUGUGUUCGCGGGUGUGAGUGUGUCUGUGUGCGGGUGCUGCUGCUUCUUCCAUAUUACGCUGGGACAGUGCAUCGGCGUGCGUCGGAAGAUAAUAGAUACACACACAUGGGCAACACACAACACCAACCGGGAAAUAAUCAACCGUGCGAUCACUAGCACGCUGUGGGAAGGAGUGAGAGAGCAACGAAAAACAGUGUUAACGAUCGCUUCCUUUGUUGUUGCUGGCGGUGUGUGUUUUUGCGCAAAAGUCGUGUGUUGUGUGCGUGCGUGUGCAGUGUGUGAAAAGCCGCAGCCAGUGUCUGUAUUGCUUGAUAAGCAAACGGGUGGUGUUGAUCGUUUAACAGAAGAAAGGAAAGAAAAAACACGGUCCGCGGGCGGGGCGACUCCCGGCGGCGGCGGUCACACUAAUGUUUCGCCGCCGACGACGUCGUUGGGGCGAGAUCGUGUCGUAGGAUCGCGGAAAACCACGCGCAAUAUAAUAUCCUUCCUUUAAGUGUACGCGCGCGUGUGUGUGUGUGUGUGUGUGCGUGUUUGGUUGUUGCAAGUGAGCAGCAGCAGGGUGUGUAAUCCUUCGCGCGAUCACGAUUGGAGCACUCGUGGCCAAACAGCGUCGCCGCGUACUACUGCCCGGCAAGGAGGAGAGCUGCGUUACGAUGAACAAGCUGGAGUACUCGCGGCGCAAUGGCACGCAAAAGAUUCGAAUUACCAUUAUGGGCGCCCGUAAUCUGGCCCGGAAGGAGAUGUUCCGACUGCCCGAUCCGUUCGCCAAAAUUCUCGUAGAAGGCACGACCCAGGAGUACACGACGGAGAUCUGCAAAGCGUCGCUGGACCCGCGCUGGAACUCGCACUACGAUCUGUUCCUUGGGAAGAACGAUAGCAUCCUCAUCACGAUCUACAACCACCGGAAGAUGCCGAAGCGGCAAGCCUUCCUGGGCUGUGUGCGGAUAGCCGCGUCCAGCAUCCAGCUGCUCCGCGAUACGGGUUAUCAACGGCUCGAUCUGGUGAAACGGUCGCAGGAUGAUCCGGAUCCGGUCAAGGGACAGAUCAUUGUGUCGCUACUGUCGCGGGACAGUGCGACCGGCGGUACGCCGCUGGCAAUCGUCAGCCCGGCUGGGGACGUGCGCGUCCCCGAGGAUGACGAUGCCGCGGACGAGUCAAUGAUUGUCGAGCAGCCGCAGCAGCAACAGCAGCAGCAGCAGCCACCGCCGCCACAGCAGCACCAACUGCCCCGGGGCUGGGAGGAACGGUCGGCACAGAAUGGGCGUACGUACUACGUGAACCACUACACCAAGACGACCCAGUGGUCGCGGCCAACGGAACCGGCUGGUCCGCCCGUUCGCCAGUCGGGUAACAGCAAUGCGGCGAACAGCAGCACACCCCUCACCGCCAACGGGAACGUUAAUGGUGGAGGCGUUCCACACCAGCAGCAGCAGCACAUUCUCGGCAGUCCAACCAGCGCCGCGAACGGUGUCGGCGAAGAGUCCGGCUGCCCCACGAUACCGGCCGGUCCGUCCAAGUCCGCCACCAACCACAGCAUCAAUAGUAUUCAGUCGAACGAUUCGGGCAGCCGGCGGCACUCCGCCGAGAUACUGGUCAGCUCGAACAAUAAGGAAAACUGCAUCCAGCAGCACCCGUCGUCGCAGCAGCAGCAUCAUAAUGGGAAGGAGCAGCAUUCGCAGCGAACGGGAAAGGAUGUGGAAAACGGUGGCAGGGGUGAUGCGUUGGUGAAUGGCAAUGCGGGUGGUGGUGGUGGUGGUGGUACACCCGCUCACAAUCGGCACCGGAAUGAGGCGAAAAGCCCCGUCCGCAUACAGGACGAAUCGCUGCUGAUCACACCGAGCUCGUCGAAUACGAGUCCGCUGAGCGAAAUCAAUAGCCCGAUAACGUCGCCCAAGCAGCAGCAGCAGCAGCAGGAUGUGUCACCGCGCUCUGGAAAUGGUGGACGGGAACCGCAACAAGUGUCCGGUAUGACGAAUGCCAUCGGGACGCUCUCGAUCGAUGCACCGCCCGCCCGGUCCGGCACGAACGCAACGAGUGGCGGCGGUGGUGGCGGACAGCAGUGUGUGGUGAUGGUGAACGGUUCCGGUGCGGGUGUGACGAACUACAGCAGCCCGAACCAUCAGCAUCAGCGCAGCACGGGUGAUGCAGGACAGCCUGCUGGUCAUCCGGCAGCGGCGAAACCGACGGUGCCUUCCUACUUGCCGCUGAGUACGAGCAAUGGCACUACGAAUGGGAAUGCUGGCACCACGGGCAGCGCGAACUCGUCGCCCCACAAUGGCGUCAGCAAUCACAGCAGCAGCGCUUCCGCUCCCGACACUGUCGGUGGUGGUGGGGUAGGCGGUGGUAGUGGAGGAGGACGGUCACAGCACCAUCAUGGGACACCGACCACCGGUGGAGAAAGUGGCGGCCAUCGGGAAGGGUCGGCGUCGCGGUACCAUCGCACCCGAUCGGGAAGGCACGCGGAAGAGCCGGGCCGGCGGCGCACUUCCCGCGACAGGCCACCGCGACCACUAAUGGGUGGCGGCGGUAGUAUGGCUCCACCUCCAAAUGCCCGGGCCGCUUUAGUGCCCUUCAUCCGACCGGCGGUCGAUCUUCCCCAUGGUUAUGAAAUUCGCACCACGCAACAGGGCCAGGUGUACUUCUACCACAUACCGACGAAGCAGUCCACCUGGCACGAUCCGCGGAUACCGCGCGAUUUCGACACGCAAAACCUAACGACGGAAACGCUCGGCCCGCUGCCGCACGGCUGGGAGCAGCGCAAAACGGCAUCCGGGCGGGUGUACUUCGUCGACCACAACAACCGUACGACCCAGUUCACCGACCCGCGGAUAAACAUGCACAUCCUGCAGAUGAUCCGGCGGCAGAACAGUGUGGCCGCUGCGGCGGCGGCGGCUGCUGCUGCCACCGGUGGUGGCGGCGUCGCAACGAACGGCUGCUCGUCCUCUCCACUGUCCGGUGCGGGACCGCAGGUGCCGAACGGUACCGGGCCGGCCGGCAGUGGUUCGAGCCGGUAUGCCGCUGCUGCCCUGGCCGAAGCGGUCAACCCAAUCGCCAAUGGUGUAAGUAGCCCGUGGCGGGCGUGUCGUUGUGUGGUGUGCAUAGACAUGCUGCACGGACCGAGAGGGGGCAGUGCAAUAGCGGCAACCGGCAGCAGCAACAGCACCACCACCACCAACCAUGUGACCAACAACAUUCCCGAUCUGCCGCAGGGCCUGAUGGACAGUGCCGAUCUGCUGCCCAAGUACCGGAGCGAUCUGGUCGGCAAGAUACGGGCGCUCCGGCAGGAGCUGCAGCUGCUGCAGCCCCAGUCCGGCCACUGCCGGUUGGAGGUGUCUCGAAAUGAAAUUUUUGAGGAGAGCUAUAGACUGAUCAUGAAGAUGCGUCCCAAAGAUAUGCGCAAACGGUUGAUGGUAAAGUUCAAGGGCGAGGAGGGCCUGGACUAUGGUGGUGUCGCCCGCGAAUGGUUGUAUCUGCUGUCGCACGAAAUGCUCAACCCACAGUACGGGCUGUUCCAGUACAGCCGGGACGAUCACUACUCGCUGCAGAUUAAUCCCGAUUCGUCCAUUAAUCCGGAACAUUUGUCGUACUUUCACUUUGUCGGGCGCAUACUCGGCAUUGCGGUGUUUCACAAUCACGUGCUGGAUGGGGGUUUCACGCUGCCGUUCUACAAGCAGCUGCUCAACAAACCGAUCACGCUGUCCGACAUCGAGGACGUCGAUCCGGAUCUGCAUCGUAGUUUAACAUGGAUACUGGAAAACAACAUAACGGGCAUUAUCGAUUCAACGUUCAGCGUGGAAAACAACAGCUUCGGCGUGCUGAAGGUGCACGAGCUGAAACCGAACGGGGCCUCCAUCGCGGUGACCGAGGACAACAAGCGCGAGUACGUGAAGCUGUACGUCAACUAUCGGUUUAUGCGCGGUAUCGAACAGCAGUUUUUAGCUCUCUCGAAAGGAUUCGGCGAACUAAUCCUUAGCCAUCUGUUGCGACCGUUUGACGAGCGCGAGCUGGAGCUGCUGAUCAGCGGCAUUAGCAAGAUCGACGUGAACGACUGGAAGGCGAACACGCGGCUCAAGCAGUGUACGGCCGACACACCCCAGAUCGUGUGGUUCUGGCAGAUCGUGGAAUCGUACUCGCCGGAAAUGCGCGCCCAGCUGCUACAGUUCGUGACCGGCUCGUGCCGCGUACCGCUCCAGGGCUUCCGGGCCCUCCAGGGCUCGACCGGUGCGGUCGGUCCGCGGCUCUUCACCAUCCACCUGACCGCGGACGUACCGCUGCAGAAUCUGCCGAAAGCGCACACCUGCUUUAACCGGCUCGACCUACCAAUGUACGACUCGUACCAGCUGAUGUACGACAAAUUGACGCAGGCCGUCGAAGAGACGUGCGGGUUCGCUGUCGAGUAGUGUGGGUGAAAGGGGGGGAAGAAAUUUUUUUUGUUCGAAAAAAAAGUGUAUCAUGCUACGGGUGUUUUUUUUUUUAUUUAAAUGCUGCUGUUUGUAAGGGGAAAGAUUUUUUGUUUUUAGAACUUUCUUGUUCUUGUCCACCACCCCCCUCCCCCGGGUUGGUGGGAAGUGGAAAGUGCAAACACACGCUCGAAUGUGUUUGCUUUGAAGUUUGAGUUGGAAUUAUGCCCGUUGCCGAUCCACGUGGUUCGCUCAACGUAGUAAAAACGAAACGAAACGGACUGAAUUGUUUUCCUUUCGGGGGUGCUUCGAGCGGAUUCGAACCCAGUGGUGGCAGUGGUAUGAAAGGAAAAUUAAUUUACCGUCUAUGAAUUGUGCAUAAGGUCCCUGCGAGCCUAUUACUUUUUCUUUGUGUUCAGUCAGUCAAGGCAAACAGUUACAGUCAGUGGGAAUUACAAUUGAUUCGGUUUUGGAGAGGGGAGGGAAAAAGAAAUGAAUUGCCGCUAAAGUUAUUACAAGUAAACACAGAAGAGGAAGUAGAAGAAGAGCUAGUAAAAAAAGCAAUUAUACAAAGUGGAUAAAUUUUUGUAUUUGAAAAAAAAAACAGACAAAACAAAGAAAAGCGUUCAAUUAUGUAGAAUUGCACGUGAACGACGGAAAACGAGAAAUUGAAACGAAAUGGAAAAAAGAUGUUACAAUGUCGAAAGAGAGAGAGAGAGAGAGAGAGAGAGAGAGAGCAGGAGAAAGCAGUAGUGCAGCAGGGGAGGAUGCAAAAAUAACGAGUGAUAUAAUUAUACACGUAUAAAUAUAUAUAUAAAUAUAAAUAUGUAACUGUAAAUGUUAUAAAUGUAUAAAAAAAGUAUAACAAAACAAACACAACAAGAGCAACAGAAAGAGAGAGUGCAACAAGAGCAAUUAGCAAAGAACAGAGGGUAUGUGAACAUGUUUGUAUGUAUGUAUGUAUGUAUUUGUAUUGUAUGUAAUGAUAAAGAAUCCACAGAACAGGAAAAAACGAAUGGAAAAAGGAGAAAAAGAAGAAAGGAGAGAGAGAGAGAGAGAGCUUUGGCGAGAUAUGUUAGAGUAGUUAAGAAAAUCAACCGAAACACUACUCUCACCCUUUCCAAUCCGAUCGUAGGUCGGGCGGGAUUUUAAAAUGUGUCGAGAGGGAGGUCGGCUUGUUUUUAUCGCAGACGUUGUGCUUCAAGCUUUAAUGUUAGAAAUUUUGGUGAGAUUAGACAAAGAAAAAGGUAACAAAACAAACAACACCUUGUGGAAUGCCACCAACCUCCCCUCCCCCCGGGGUAGAUGUAGGAACGAGAACGGUGGUGUUUGGAAAAGGGAAAAAAAGAAGCAUGAUAAUGAUUGUAUUGCCAUGAAAGAUUUGAAUACACAUAUCGUACCCACUCGGGGGGCACUGGGUGAAAAGAGACACCCCGCUGGCGGCUGCUGCCUGGGUUGCAUGAAGUUGUUUAUUUAUUUGUUUGUUUCAAUUUAUUAUUUUUGUUCGCCCUAUCUAUAUUCCAACAAAUUAGUUGUGUAGCAGGGCACAACACACAAGUACCCCAACUAUUCAACUGCGAUAGUAAAUUAAAGGGGUUCAAACCUCGAAAAAGCAAUGCGCGACGCGCUUCCCAACCCUUAACUCCGCCUGGAGCUCUGUGAGGAGGGAGUACGCAAACAUCUCCCUGUCCUCCCGAAAAGAUAUGCCAUUAAUUGUUGUUACAGUGUAAAUAUAUUGGUACAGAGCGAGAGAGAGAGACGUUAGUUAGGAGUGUAUCAGAACAUCGAAUCACCGUUAUCAAACGUAUAGCAUUACACAACACAUGCAGCCCGAACUCAUUUAUAAGAGCACAUUCUAGCAUUUAGCAGUAGCGAAAACUCCUGUUUUGCCUUUUACCCGGGUUUUUUCGAGGCAAUCGAUCGCGCCUCUGACAUCAUGGAGUAGUUGUUACACUUUUCGAAUCGUUCAAUUUUCACCACACGUCUUUGCUGUUCGUAAAAGUGCUCAAACAACCUACCUAAAACGGUGUGUGUGUGUGUGUGUGUUCAUGGGGUAGAAGUACCGAACUCGGAGAAACACUAAAUCAAUAAUAGCAAUUGCAAAUCAAACUAUGAAACAGUCUUUAUAGGGUGAAGGAAAUCAGCAAUCAAAUUUUAAAACCUUACUAGCGAAACAAACGAUUCAUAAACAGUUCAAAAACAACUAUAGUAUAUACAGCAAACCAUUUUGAAACGAAAGCGAAUAGCAUAGGUAACAACAGGUAUUUAACGCGGAAGCAUAAUAACAUGAUAGCGCAAGC